This is a messenger RNA of Vicia faba (fava bean), 1266 nucleotides long. Lineage: Eukaryota; Viridiplantae; Streptophyta; Magnoliopsida; Fabales; Fabaceae. The record is from the annotation of a GenBank genome assembly.
AUGGAUGAUGACUCAAUGAUGACAUUAGCAGUGUUAUGGUUCGCCUUCAUCCUCUUCGUCGUCUUGACACCUGAAAACAACGAACCUCCUCCCAUUAACCCACUUGAACAAAAAGCACUCUACAAUCUUCUCAACUCCAUCGACCCAACCACUCCUUGGACCACCCUCUACCCCCACGGUUUCUGCAUCUCACCUCCGUCCUUCCUCCAUUGCGACUCCAAAUCACACAUUGUCCAACUCAACUUCGGUUUCAUUUCCGAUCAAACCGAUCUUCUACCUUGUUCCCCUAACGCUACUCUCCAAGAUCCUCUUCUCUUCACUGCAUUCCCCUACCUCCGCAAAAUCUCCUUCUCCAACUGCUUCAACAACACACACAAACCCAUUCACUCCAUUCCCUCUUUCCCCCCAUCUCUCCAACACCUACUCUUCAUUGAUAACCCUUCAUUUAUUUCACCUCUCCAACCAUUUCUCACCAACCUCACCGCCUCUUUAAAGAAACUUGUCUUGAUCGGAAAUGGCUUCUAUGGCGAACUCCCGCAGCAGAUAGGUGCCUUUCAUGACCUUCUUGAGCUUACUCUUUCAAGAAACAAUCUCUCCGGCGAGAUUCCGGCGAGUAUCGGAAGUCUGAAGAAACUGGAGAUUCUUGACCUCAGUCAUAACGGGUUUAACGGGUGUGUCCCUCAACAGGUUGGGAGUCUCAUUUCACUUUCUAAACUUAACUUGAGCUAUAACAGCUUUGGUUGUAAAAUACCAGAGACUUUUAUUCACUUGAAAAACUUGGAGUUUUUGGAUUUAAGCUUUAACCGUUUUGGUAAGUUUGGUGUCCCUUUGUUCUUAGGACAGCUUUCCAAAAUCAAACAAGUUUAUUUAAGUGGGAAUAAACUCUCCGGUGAGAUUCCGGAAAUAUGGGAGAAACUUGGUGCUGUUGAAAAAAUAGGAUUUUCCAAUAUGGGGUUGGUUGGUGAAAUCCCAGCUUCAAUGGUUGUUUAUUUGGAAAAUCUAUCUUAUCUUGGCCUUGAUAACAACAACCUACAAGGUCGUAUUCCUGAUGGAUUUUGGUAUCUUUUGCCGUAUGUUGAUGAGAUCAACUUGGAGAACAAUAAUUUGACUGGUAGAAUGGAAGUCACCUGUGGAGGAGAUGUUGUACUGAAAAAGAUGAAGUUGGCAGGAAAUAUUGGGUAUCAUUUGAAUAUCACCAGUGAUGGCUGUUCUUCUUGUCCAAAGGGAGGUACCAUGGGUCACUCCAAAAGAAAUGGUGAAUUCUGA